AUGUCCUCCUCAACAUCCGCCCUCUUCUCCCCCAUCCGCGUUGGCAAUAUGAACUUACAGCACCGCGUCAUUCUUGCCCCACUUACUCGUAACCGCAUGCACACAGAUCACGUCCCAGGCCCACAGGCACGUACUACUCUCAGCGAGAACGCUGGCGGUCAAGACAAUGUCCCCGGAAUAUACACUGAGGCUCGUGCGGAGGGGUGGAAGGUGACAGAUGCAGUCCACGAGAAGGGCUCGUUCAUUUUCCUACAACUCUGGGCACUCGGCCGCGCCGCAGAAACCGCCGCUCUCGCCAAAGAGAACAACAGUCCCUACGUGGGAGCUUCACCCAUUCCCUUCCUGGGAAGGCCAGAAGCAGAAGUGCCACGCGCUCUCACCACAGAUGAAAUCAAGGAGUACGCUUACACGUACGUCACUGCCGCGAAAAAUGCCAUUCGAGCAGGCUUCGAUGCCGUCGAGAUUCAUGGCACAAACGACUAUUUGAUCGGCCAGUUCAUUCAAGACAUCACCAACCACCGUACGGACGAAUAUGGCAGGAGUAUCGAGAAUCGGGCAAGGUUCGCACUCGAGGUUGCAGAUGCCGUUGUAGAGGCUGUUGGCGCCGAGAGGACAGGUUGGUAAGUAUGUAGCUAAAAUGAUCUCUUCCUCGUAGCCGCUCCCGUUGAAGAUCGCACAUUGAGAUGAAACGUGACUCUGAAGGGAGCUAAUCUAAUGGCCUUUAUUAGAA
Molecule: messenger RNA, 730 nt
Organism: Suillus paluster
Lineage: Eukaryota; Fungi; Basidiomycota; Agaricomycetes; Boletales; Suillaceae
Exons: 3
Coding region: 1-624 (207 amino acids)
Molecular function (GO): NADPH dehydrogenase activity; FMN binding
Source: RefSeq, a predicted model, not a curated record